Aspergillus eucalypticola CBS 122712 is the source of this 2004-nucleotide messenger RNA. Its product is annotated as GMC family oxidoreductase. Gene Ontology annotation, molecular function: oxidoreductase activity, acting on CH-OH group of donors; flavin adenine dinucleotide binding. The record is from RefSeq and is a predicted model, not a curated record. Lineage: Eukaryota; Fungi; Ascomycota; Eurotiomycetes; Eurotiales; Aspergillaceae. The coding region runs from base 1 to 2004 and encodes 667 amino acids. The transcript has 10 exons.
AUGACCAUCCCAGAGGAAGUGGACAUCAUUGUCUGCGGUGGUGGCAGCACCGGCUGCGUAAUCGCCGGUCGACUUGCCAAUCUGGACCAUAAUCUCCAGGUCCUGCUGAUUGAAGCUGGUGAAGACAACCUGAACAACCCAUGGGUCUAUCGCCCCGGUAUCUACCCCCGGAACAUGAAGCUUGACUCGAAGACAGCUUCCUUCUACUACUCCCGGCCUUCGGAAUGGCUUGAUGGCCGUCGGGCUGUUGUGCCAUGUGCCCAUGUUCUCGGAGGAGGCAGCUCUAUCAACUUCAUGAUGUACACUCGAGCCUCUGCCUCCGACUACGACGACUUCCAAGCCAAGGGCUGGACGACGGACGAGCUACUUCCCUUGAUGAAGAAGCACGAGACAUACCAGCGGGCCUGCAACAACCGGGACAUUCAUGGCUUCGAUGGACCCAUCAAGGUCUCGUUCGGGAACUACACGUAUCCCAUCAUGCAAGACUUCCUGCGUGCUGCCGAGUCGCAGGACAUUCCUGUCACGGAUGAUCUUCAGGACCUGAAGACAGGCCACGGAGCCGAACACUGGCUGAAAUGGAUCAACCGCGACACAGGCCGCCGCAGCGACUCCGCCCAUGCCUACGUCCACAGCACCCGGGCAAAGUACUCCAACCUGCACCUCAAGUGCAACACCAAAGUAGACAAAGUGAUCAUCGAGAACGGCCGCGCCGUCGGCGUCGCCACCGUGCCCACCAAGCCCCUCGCAGGCCGCGAUCCCCCGCGGACCAUCUUCAGAGCCCGCAAACAGAUCAUCGUCAGCGGCGGCACCCUCAGCUCCCCUCUCAUCCUCCAGAGGUCCGGUGUCGGUGACCCCGAGAAGCUCCGUCGUGCUGGCGUGCAGCCUCUCGUGAACCUCCCCGGUGUGGGACGGAACUUCCAAGACCACUACCUGACGUUCUCCGUCUUCCGGGCGAAGCCUGAAGUCGAGUCCUUCGAUGACUUUGUCCGCGGAGACCCCGAAGUGCAGAAGAAGGUCUUCGAGGAAUGGAACAUCAAGGGUACAGGACCUCUAGCGACGAACGGCAUCGAAGCUGGCGUGAAGAUCCGGCCGGAUGCAAAGGAACUGGAGGAGAUGAAGAGUUGGCCCACGAAUGACUUUUACAAGGGCUGGGAGAGUUACUUCAAGAAUAAGCCGGAUAAACCGGUGAUGCAUUACUCUGUCAUUGCUGGCUGGUUCGGCGACCACAUGCUCAUGCCCCCAGGCAAAUUCUUCACCAUGUUCCACUUCCUCGAAUACCCCUUCUCCCGGGGCUCCACGCACAUCCAAUCAGCCGACCCCUACGAAAGCCCCGACUUUGACGCCGGCUUCAUGAACGACAAGCGCGACAUGGCCCCCAUGGUCUGGGGAUACAUCAAGUCGCGCGAGACGGCGCGACGCAUGGGUGCCUACGCAGGUGAAGUGACAGGCAUGCACCCUCACUUUUCGUAUGACUCGCCCGCGCGAGCAUUCGAUCUGGACCUGGAGACGACGAAGGCGUAUGCAGGGCCGAAUCAUAUUUCUGCUGGAAUUCAGCAUGGUUCCUGGUCCCAACCCCUCGAACCGGGUACUUCGCCCGCAUCGCCUACAAGGCUGAACUCCAACAGGCAGGAUACAAGGGAGGAGAUUAAGUACAGUAAGAAGGAUAUCGAACAUAUUGAGAAGUGGGUCCAACGCCACGUCGAAACAACCUGGCACUCCCUCGGAACCUGCAGCAUGGCGCCCCGCGAAGGCAACAACCUCACGCCGCACGGCGGAGUCGUCGAUGAACGACUCAAUGUGCAUGGUGUGCAGGGGCUCAAGGUGGCUGAUUUAUCCAUUUGUCCGGAUAAUGUGGGGUGUAAUACUUAUAGUACCGCCCUGCUUAUCGGAGAGAAAUGCGCUGUUUUGACGGCUGAGGAUCUGGGUUACUCGGGUAAGGCGUUGGAUAUGAAGGUUCCGGAGUAUCAUGCGCCUGGGGAGGUGACGUUCUUGUCGAGGUUGUGA